Stylophora pistillata is the source of this 2497-nucleotide messenger RNA. RefSeq lists its product as uncharacterized. The record is from RefSeq and is a predicted model, not a curated record. Gene Ontology annotation, biological process: activation of adenylate cyclase activity; hormone-mediated signaling pathway; adenylate cyclase-activating G protein-coupled receptor signaling pathway. NCBI's taxonomy places the organism in Eukaryota, Metazoa, Cnidaria, Anthozoa, Scleractinia, Pocilloporidae. Gene Ontology annotation, cellular component: plasma membrane. Gene Ontology annotation, molecular function: ATP binding; protein kinase activity; G protein-coupled peptide receptor activity.
UACAGGGAUAUAGGAUCAAACUUACUUCGUGCAAUUCGCAGAGGAGUGUUUCAAGAACUAGAGGAUUUGAAAGUUUUAGGUUUGCGUUCCAAUAAGAUUCACACAAUUGAAGCUGAUGCAUUUCGAGGCUUGAAAAAUUUAACAUUUUUGUACCUUCACGAUAAUAGAUUAACGAACAUUCGGCGAGAAUCGUUCCGAGGACUUCACUCAUUACAAACACUUUUUCUUAAUGGAAACCCAUUAUCAGAGUCGGAUUUUGCUCCUGACACCUUCGACGAGUUGACAAGCCUCAAAACAUUGAAACUGGAUCAAUUCAUCAUAUGCUGUUAUGCCAUAAGUACCAUUCCAAAUCUUAAAUGCCACUCACCUGACAGAGCGUUCUCGACUUGCGAUGAUUUGAUGAAAAACAACGGACUACGCAUGAGUAUUUGGAUCCUUGGACUACUGGCCUUUAUCGGAAACUUGUUGGUGAUCAUAGUGAGGAUUCGAGUUCGAGAUGAAAACAAAGUUCAGUCUUUCAUACUCACUAACUUAGCAUGUGCAGACUUUCUGAUGGGUGUAUACUUACUGAUCAUCGCCAUAAAAGAUCUUCAAUGGAAAGGCGAAUACUUCAAACACGACGUUGCUUGGAGAAAGGGAAACCUCUGCCAAUUCGCCGGCGCACUUUCAAUGCUUUCAAGUGAAGUGUCGGUUCUAAUGUUGUUAACUAUAACGAUAGACAGGCUUAUAUGUGUCGUCUUUGCCCUUAGAUUGCAAUCCCUAUCAUUGAAGUCAGUGCGCAUUUUUUGUUGUUGUAUAUGGAUAAUUGGCAUUAUCAUAUCGUUUAUUCCCUGGACAGGAAUAUCUUAUUUCAACGACGAGUUCCAUGGCUUUGGCUUCUUUGGCAGUUCUGCAGUUUGUCUGCCGCUUCAGUUCUCAGAGGAUAAGCCUGCAGGAUGGGAAUAUGCCACAGUAUUUUUCAUCGUUUUGAAUUCCGUGGUGUUAUUGUGUAUUAUGACUGCUUAUGUCUUAAUAUUCUGGACUGCUUUUACCCUCAUUAACUCUUCCUCAGUGAAACACAUGAAAGCCGAGUCGACCAAAGCCAGAAGACUUUUCUUCAUCGUUUUGACGGACUUUCUCUGUUGGAUGCCAAUUAUCAUUAUUGGAAUUCUAUCCUUAACUGGAAAUUUUCAUGAUCCUAAACACGAAGCAAAAGUUUGGAUAGCAGUUUUUGUUCUGCCUGUCAACUCUGCCAUCAACCCAAUCUUAUACACCUUUUCCACUCUAGGAGUGCGAAGAAAGUUAAGAUCAGCGCUCAGUAGGAGAUUUGGCGGAAAGUUCGGCUGCGGUAUGUGCAAACAAAGAGAGCCCACCGAAAAUUUAUCCAUGCAGGACACAGUUGUCUCGGAGCAUCGCCACAUGGAAUCAGUUGAAAGUCCACAGAGGAAGCUACAUAUCAUAGAGAAAGCUUCUGGAUUUUAUCAAGAUGAUGAUAUAUUUUAUUUCGUUGCUAAGGAAAUGACCAAAGGAGAGAGUGUCAAGGUGUUGCUGAAAUGCUUCAGCUCGAGAAAAAGGAGUACUUUCGAGAAUGAACUAGAAGUGGUUAAAUGUUUACCUCAAAGCGCGACUAGAAAUGAUAUUCCUGCUCUUCAGUGGUACUCGAAAGCAAAUGUUUUGGAAAUACAUUACGUGAAUGAGGAUAACCCACGACCCAAUGAGAAUAUAAGCGUGCUCUGCUACAAGUAUAUCGAAGGAAUCUCCCUACUGAAUUUUAUGGAAAAGAACCGCUCAUCCAUGAGUCUCUUUCUAGUUUACCAUCUUGCUCUUGACAUCAUUAGGACUUUGGAGUAUCUGCAUGAGCAUGGCGUGAAUCAUAAUGACAUUAUACCUGCAAAUAUCUUUUUAACUGAAAAUCCAGGGAUCCCUCGUUGGCGAGCAACGCUGAUAAACUUUGACCGUGCAUGCAAAGGACCAAGUCAUGCAAAUGACGUGAGGUCUUUUGGUGAUCUGCUCCAUGAAAUGGCUCAACGAUGCAGUGAAGGCUAUCAACAGGUGUCUGACUCAUUCCCUGUUAGUGCAAGGGAAGCAAACACGACCGCUGCCAUGGUUCGUUUACAACUUGAGGAUGCGUGGGGCGAGUAUUUAAUGGAAACACGACUGUAACGUAGAAUUUGCAAUGAUCCUCCUUUGACAAUUUACCGAGAAGAACGAGAGGACAUUCACUUCUUUUCCAGAAGACGAUUUAAAGUUUCUGAUAUAGUUCUCUGUGACAUCGAUACUUUCCCAACAGUUCGAGGAGUUGAGAGCAAGAUGGUACAUAAAAAAUCUUCUUUAGCGCCAGGUGUUCGUUGCUUGUUUACGCAGCAAAAAAAGUACACUAACGGUAAAAACAUUAUCUACACACAACCCUCCCACCUCACAGACUAUACAGUUUAGAUGAAGACACCUUCGCUUGUUUAAUUUUAUAUACAAUGUCAAACUAAGUGGGAAAUGUUAAAAGACAACGUUGUUCAUUUUA